AUGUUACAACCACAACACGUCAUCGAAAUCAGUGAUGACGAUGAUGACGAUGCGCCUGAGAUUGAAGAAAGUGAAUGGAAGAAGAAGCUGUUCGCGUCCCUGAAUGCCAUUCAGGCAGAACCUAGACUUGUAUCCUUCAGAAGCUACCACGAGUUCGUCAACCCGGGUCUCAAGAUUGGAGGGCAGCAAAUAAUACCGCUACCUCUAACAGAUCACUAUGCCGAUAUCAUCAAAGAGUUGAGCCACUCGGUUCAGGGUACUGACAACAAGGCCAAGAAUGUCUGGGAGCUUGACCGUGCGCAAUUCGACUUGAUCAAUCCGGCCUGGCGGUCAUGCCUGGAUAGGAUAGCGCAGGACAUCACUAAGGAACUGGAUAUACAAAAUGCCUUGCUGAGUUCAAAAAAGUUGACACUUCAAGGGCCGGGCCCUAUAGCCGAGCAAGACCAAAGCCUUGAGCAGUCUGAUCGCAUUGUUGGCCACAUUUCUGUUUGUCUGCCGUCUGAGCACCACGGUGGAGAUAUUGGUGUAUCUCUUGGUGGAAGGCGGAAAACUGUGUCAACUGCAGCUUCGUCGGCUCUCGCCCUGUCCGCCAUUGGCUGGAUUUCUUCUGCACACAGCCUGGCCACCGAACUGGUCUCCGGAUAUCGGCUCACUAUCUCGUACAUAGUCCAUCGGUUCAACGAUGGGCAAAGCACUGCCCUUUCAUCAUACUUGGGAAGCGGCCGCGUGGAAGAAGUUCUUCAGAUGUGGCAGCGCCGACAUUUUGGCACAAAAAAGAUACUGUAUAAAUUAGACGACAAGAAAGGCACCGGGGUUUUAUCUCUCCGAGAAGCAAGGGGUCGGGACAAGGCAGUGUGCGAAGCUUUGUCCACGGCUUGUUCAGAAGCCGGGCUUUACAUGCUGUUCGCUGAAAUCACGCACGAGGUCACCAAUAAUCUCAUUCGAAAAACCGUGGAAAGUUCAAUUAACGGACUCUUCACGCCUGAAGGUCAAUUCUUGGCAGAAAACAAAGAGCUUGAUGCAGAAAACGAGGUAUUGGGCUUUGAUGUUGAUCGGCAAUGGGACCUUGAACCUGCCAGUGAUGAUGAUGAAGGCAUGAGUAAUGAACAUCUCAUGGAAGAACACGAAAUGACUCGCCGCUGGCACGACCAUGCAGUCCUUCUGAUACCUAAAGAAGGAUUGCUGGACCUGGUGAGACCAGAUGUUAGUCGAAACACCUCUCCGUGGCCAGGACGACAUACUCGAGAUCACGAGACCUAUCAUCCAGGCGUAGCACCUGUUGUUGCAAUGGUCGUCGACGACUUGGAGAAGAAUCCUGCGGGUACAAUCAAGGUGGCAGAAAACAUAAUUGACAAGCUUUGCGACUCUGGGACUGACACGCAAGUGCUAUGCACAUGCAUCAACCCCAUCGUGAACUGGUGCUUGAGGUCUGGUUAUAUGCCACUAUAUACAACAGCUUUCCGAAAAACACCCAUCACUGUGGUGCAUGUACUUGCAGAGUAUCUUGCAGGUAAGUAUGAAGGCUCAGAAGAUUCUAUCGAUUGGAAAGAAUGGCUUGAUGGUAUCACAAAGAAGCCCAUUGUGGAACUUGGAUUGUUGUAUCGCGACUUUUCGCGUACUAUCCUGGCUGUCAGUACACCUGUAUGGAAAUCUUUUGAUGGAUGGUCGGAGACAAUAAUGGACGAGAAGCUCAACACAGAGCUCAAUUGGGAGUAUAAGGAUCUGGAAAUGAUUCUCGACUUAAUGCGGCUCCGUUGCGACAGUACUCAAUGGAUUGUCAACAGGCUGCUUCCUAGAGUUGCGUCUGGGCGUCACAGCGAGAGCCACAGCGCACUUUUCAUUCAACUUCUAUUCCACAUUUACCAGUUCAGAAAUGAACCACAAUUUAAACAUGCAAAGGAAAUGUUCAAAAGCAUUAUAAAUCACAGCGAUAGUGAACUCAACUUCUCACCCCUCAGGCUUGAGCCUGCGGAAGAAGGGUGGUUGGUCGAGACUCCAAGACACGAUUUAAUCUGCGGGCCUUUUAUUCGGCUCAUCACUGAGUGCCACGCUAUAGGAGCAUCCGUAGAAGCUUCUAGGGUAGUUGAAGAGACGUUUUCUCUCUUUGUGACAGAGAAAGCGAGAUGGAUUCUUGUCAAAGAUCCAUUCGGCGUUAUCUUCUGCUUCAUAACCCCCCUCAUUCGUUUGUCCGCAGACGGCCUGUGGAGGAAAAUACCAGCUUUGUUGGAUACUCUUGAGCUUCUUGUGCGCAAAAUCAUCCGCCUAGACUUGCCCAGACAAUCUCAGGCCGGCAGCGGAUUGGUUUUCCGAGAGCGAGGUUGUGGGUUCUGUGGGGAUUGUGCUGCACUGGAUCGAUUCCUGACUUCGCCCGAGAAGACUGUCUGGGAAUUCAACGCACCAAAGGCUCGAAGGUUGCAUAUCGAGCAUGCUAUCGGGGUAGAAAAGUCGCUCCAAGCCUUAAGGAUAUUGGAUCAGACAACUGGCACGUGUGAGAAACUCACAGUGACCAAGACUGGGGCCCAGGCUGAGCCUGACUUGCGAAGCUGGGUUUUCAACUACAAUGGCUUAGAGAGAGUUCUUCAACCUCUCCGGGGUGACUUCAUGAAGAAGGCACUUGGUGAGAAACGAUACCGUGAGAUCAUCUUGCUGGCGGGAGUAAGUCCAUACGGGCCGCCACCGAAUUCACCUGAAGUGAGAAGGCCACCCACUGCGGAAGAAUCACAGCCUAACAAACGACUUUGCAUCUCCGGGAUGGGCGGCAUAGACCAGGGUUUGCCGCACAAUCAAAGAGAAGGUCAAACAGCAAGUCAAACAGAAGCGGGCAACGUUUAG
Messenger RNA from Fusarium fujikuroi IMI 58289, 2832 nucleotides. RefSeq lists its product as uncharacterized. The transcript is spliced from 3 exons. The record is from RefSeq and is a predicted model, not a curated record. Lineage: Eukaryota; Fungi; Ascomycota; Sordariomycetes; Hypocreales; Nectriaceae. Bases 1 to 2832 code for a protein of 943 amino acids.